This is a messenger RNA of Trichogramma pretiosum, 5059 nucleotides long. RefSeq names its product actin-binding LIM protein 2 (gene Unc-115a). Gene Ontology annotation, molecular function: actin filament binding. The record is from RefSeq and is a predicted model, not a curated record. Lineage: Eukaryota; Metazoa; Arthropoda; Insecta; Hymenoptera; Trichogrammatidae. Gene Ontology annotation, biological process: lamellipodium assembly; cytoskeleton organization. The transcript is spliced from 15 exons. Gene Ontology annotation, cellular component: actin cytoskeleton. Bases 1117 to 3576 code for a protein of 819 amino acids.
AGAUUCAAUCGCAGCCGCCAGUACUCCUCGUGCGGGAGGACUCAUACGCGCAAACACACAUUCGACACAGUGCGGACCGUGACUCGAGAGGUAUAUAAAAUCAUCAAAAGCCGAGUCUCCGUGCAGGUGCACCUAUACGGUCACACGGUGGUGGUGGUGGUGUUCUCGCCGCGGCGCGUCGCCCGCCCGCAUGCCAUCGGAUUACAAAAAGAAGGGGGCCAAGUCGCGCUUCGAGUGCUUGCAAAUCGAACAGAAAGUUAGAUUUGUUGUUUUCGAGUGUGUGUUCUGUGUGUGUGUGUGUGUGUGCGUGCGUGCGUUGCGUGGUGCAGCAGCUUGCAGUGGCACAGCAGUCCGCGCAGGCGGUGCAGCAGUGGACUGAGCUCGUUCGUGCCGAACGUAAUCGCGAGGCUGCAGUCUGUCGAGUAGCAGCAGCAGCAGCAGCAGCACAGAAGCGGCUCUGCUCUCCCUCUCUCUCUCUCUCUCUCUCCUCUCUCAGUGCAAAAGUGCCGGCUACUUAUGCUAUAAUACGAUCGGGCGCGUGCAGUGCACACACCUAGUAGUAGGCCUCGAGUCGUGCAGCUCGUACGCCUUAUACACACACACACACCUAUCUCGGCUAAUCUGUCAACGGAAGACAAUCGUCGCGCGUCUCUCCACCGCUGCAGCAGCAGCAGCAGCAGAGCGGGUUGUUAGUCGCAAGCCCGAUAACGAAGACUCAGGCAGCAGCAGCAGCAGCCCGUAUAGGCACGUAUAAUAUCGUGUGUGCUGUUCUGCGAGGGGAGCCGCCGCCCACACACCUCCUCUAUCCGGCCAUCAGCUGCAGCCCAAAGAGAACGCCGAGUUUUAUACGCGUUACAUUGGCUUUUGUGCGCGUGCAAAGGUCGGAUCGGUCCACCUACUGUAUAACUACAGCAGCGCAUCGUCGUGAGCUGCCGCGCGGAGUGUGCAGUGCGCGAGUGCGUGCGGCCGUGGUGCUGCUACUACUAUACUGGAAUACGUAAUAACGCAGUCCAUUGACAGGCAGAAGAAACCCCCGAGAGAAAGGGAGGGAAAGCCUCUCCGACCGACGGAGCUUUUCAUACGCAACAACGAUAAAGAGUCCGGAAUCCUGUCGCCAUGGGCAAAACAUUUUGCCAGGCCUGCAGCAAGAAGUGCACCGGCGAGGUGCUGCGCGUACUAGACAAGUACUUCCACGUAAACUGCUUCAAGUGCGCCGUGUGCAACAACAGCCUGGCGCAAGGUGGCUUCUUCGCUCGAGACGACAAGUACUACUGCACCAAGGACUACCGAGAGAGAUGGGGAACCAAGUGCGCGGGCUGCGGCGAGUACGUCGAGGGCGACGUGGUGACCGCCGGCGAGAAGCACGCCUUCCACCCAAAUUGUUUUCACUGCCAAAGAUGCAGACAGCCGCUGCUCGGUCAAGGAACUAAAGUCACGCUGGUUCAAGGUCAAGCCCUGUGCCAGCGCUGCGUCAGCAUACCCGUGAGGGAGUCGUCGACGCCGUUGGGCAGCUCGGCGGGCAAGGGAACCGCCUCGACUACCGGCGCCACGAGCAACGGCACCAGCAACAGCCAAGCCGGCCAAGACGGCCAGGGCACCUGCGCCGGAUGCAGUCAACAGUUGCGCGAGGGUCAGGCCCUCGUGGCGCUCGAGCGCCAGUGGCACGUGUGGUGCUUCAAGUGCCACACCUGCGACGCCGUACUCCACGGCGAGUACAUGGGCAAAGACGGUGUGCCUUAUUGCGAGAAAGAUUAUCAGAAGCAGUUCGGCGUCAAGUGCGCCUACUGCCAGCGCUACAUUAGCGGCAAAGUCCUGCAGGCGGGCGAGAAUCAUCACUUUCAUCCGACUUGCGCGCGAUGCACCAAGUGCGGCGAUCCGUUCGGCGACGGCGAGGAGAUGUUCCUGCAGGGCGCGGCCAUCUGGCAUCCGAGAUGCGGACCCGGCCCGACCCAGCCCAACGGCAUAGUCAACGGCCACUCGGAGGCCCACCACACGCCCCAGCAUCACCACCACCACAACAACAACGGCAGCAGCAGCGCCAGUCGCAUGAACAACGCGGCCAACAACGUCGGCGGAGCCGAAUCCGAGCGCAUCUCCAGCAGUGCCUCCGAGAUGCAGUUUUCAUUGAGGUCUCGCACACCAAGUCUUAAUGGAUCUUUAUGCAGUCCGUACAGCAGUCUCAGUCGCAAGUACUAUCCAGCGAGAACCGGAAGUCCAGGUUUAAUUCUUAGGGAGUACGGCCGAGGUGGUGAAAAUGUCUCUAGAAUUUAUACUUAUUCGUAUUUGACCGAAACACCGAGCCAAGGAUACUUAAGGCGUCCGAUUCAGCCUUACGAUAAGCCUCCGACCAGUCCACACUUUCAUCGCCCAAGCUCUUCACGCUCGAUAAGAAGCAGUGGUGGUCGUAGUAGUCGCUCGGGAAUGAGAGCUCUCGUGGACGCCCUGGCUGACGCGAGACCUCGUUCACCAGCGGCCGGAAGCCAAGCCGAUAACGAGGAGCCAAUAGAGCUAGCUCAUUAUCCGGACGCAGUGAAACCACCGCCUGGAAAACCAUCUGCCAUAGAACGCGACGAUUUCCCAGCGCCGCCUUAUCCAUACACCGAUCCAGAACGUCGUCGACGAUGGUCAGAUACAUAUAAGGGAGUACCAGAUUCCGAAGACGAGGAUCAGGUGGACGAAAAGUCGAUCAAGGAAGUCGAUCAGAAGUUGAAAAAAGAGCGCGACGAAUUGAGUAAAAUAGACACUGGCAUAGCCAAAGUAUUUCUGCAGGACCGUGAGAAAGAUCGAGAAAAUCUACGACACCGAGCUGCGAACGUCGACCCGAGAAACGCUUCGAGAACGCCAUCCGCUAAUCGCGAACCUGCUUAUAGACUGCGUUACGAAAGUCCUGUUGGUGCUUCACCGUCACGUAACGUCGACCACGCGAGACCUUGGGAAGACGAAGAUGGAUUUAGUUACAGAUCUAGUGGACCGAGUUAUAACGCUGGAAUGAGAUCUGCAACUCUAUCCCCAGCACCGAGGAUCCAUCAUCCACCACUAGGUUCGCAGCGUUCCUGCACUCUACCAAACUCUAUUAGGCACUAUUACUCGGGGGAUUACUCGUUCAGCGGGAUGGGAGACAAAACGCACAGCACUGAUUUCUCGUCCGGAAAAUCAGAUAUAUCAACAGGCAGCAUCACGGAGGUGGAUCGGCGGGCACUGGUAUGUACAACAGCCCCGUACUACUCCCAGCGGCUUGGCAUGAAUGACGGAGGAAUAAUACCGUCAUCGACGACAUACACAGGGGGGCUGGGUUCGGCGGUGAGUGGCCACGUGCACCAUCACCAUCCAGGACAACACGUGCGUCGCUCGUUACCGGACAUGGGCGCAGCACCGACGGAACCACCAAAAUUAUACCCCUACCAUUUGCUCAUAAUAACUAAUUACAGACUACCUGCAGAUGUUGAUCGCUGCAACCUAGAACGACAUUUAUCAGACGCUGAGUUUGAAGCGGUGCUUCACUGUUCGCGAUCGGAAUUUUAUCGUAUGCCACAGUGGCGUCGCAACGAACUCAAGAGACGAGCAAGACUAUUUUAAGCGUAAUAGACAAAAGAAAAUGGCAGUCACACCAAACGGGGGGAUAUUUUCGGAGUAAAAAAGAAGAAAAAGAAGAUGAAAUGAAAAAUGUAGUCGUCGCUGAUGGAAUCACCAACCCCGUCUUCAGUACUUGCUACUACUACUAUUACUACUAGUACUACAACUAUUACUACUGCUACUAAUGCUGCUGCUGAUCUUUGACACUUUCUAUUUUACUUCACGUUUUAUAAUAUACGUAAAAAUUUCGCCUUGACCCAUCAAUGGACCGAUUUAAUUCAGCGUGAAUUUGUCUGAAUGAAGCGAAACAAUUAUUUAUCGAGGAUGAUAUUACUAUCAUCUAUUCUCACAUCGACUUUUUAACUAUUUCCCGCGUGUCAAUUUUAUAAUGAUUGUUAUCAAAACAUUUAUUGUUUUCUUUAAAAAGUUUUUUUCAUUGGAGAGCGCACGAUUUUUUUUUAGAAAAAUAUAUACUUGAGUGUUAUUUGAAUGAGAGAAUGAACUGAUUAUAUUGCGAAAAAACAAAAAACAAAAAAGUUUGUAUGCGUGUAUGUCAAUGUGUGCAGUAAAGUUGCAUUGUUUGCAAAAAGUAGUUAUUAAGGUAUACUGUACAUACAAAAUAAGAAGGUUAUUCGAUAAUAAUUAAAUGGCAUAAGAGGGUGAAUUUUAAUGGUUGAAAUAAAGCAUGUUGUCGGAAAAGUAUAGUCCAAGGGUAGCCUAACGAAGCGAGCGUCCUUGUGAUGUCAAAGAGAUUUUAUUAAAAAAAAAGUUAAAAAGGACGCAUAAAGCUAGUAUGGUUCAGAGAUUUAUUGUAACAGAAGAUAAGCGUGGUUCCAUAACUUCGAUAUGAAUUCGCUGGUAUUCUAUUACUCAAAUUAAAGAAAAGAAAAUUAAAGCCUGCUACUGUGCUUUAAUGUUUGAAAUAAAUGAGCUAUAUGUAAUAGAGAUUCACGUAAGCAUUUUAUGUGGAAUUAUUAUUUAUAAAAAAAAAGUUGUAAGAUUUCUGGAACAACUACUAUUCUAUAAUUUUAUUUAUAACAAAAAGAUUCUCAAAAAUGUACGUACCAUAUAAAAUGGUAUUCAAUUUUAAGAAGCAUUUGUUACGUUCUCUUGUGCAUUUCGUAUUUUUAUUAAAACGUCAAAAUAAUUAACGCUUGCGUUAUACGCACCAAACAAUGAUCAUACUUAGUACAUAAAACAAAUUUUAAAUUUAAUCACUGAUAAUAAGAAUCUUGAGAAAAAAGAAAUUUUUUCUUUACGCGUUUUUAGUUUUUAAUAUGUAUACUAGAAGAAAAAAAAGACGAAAUUUAACACGGGCAUUCAAGCAAAUAAAUGUGCCUAUACAACUGUGUCCGCGAACUCUAUUAAUUCUACGUUGUUACGUUCUUUCAGCUUGUAACUGCACAAAUGCUCGUGAAAAAGUUUUCUGUUGUAUAAAGCACACCGCUUCCGCUAGUCCAAUAAUAAUAAAAGAAAAAACGCAAAA